Tachyglossus aculeatus (Australian echidna) is the source of this 3007-nucleotide messenger RNA. It is a transcript of the gene AP2A1, whose product is annotated as adaptor related protein complex 2 subunit alpha 1. Gene Ontology annotation, biological process: intracellular protein transport; clathrin-dependent endocytosis. Bases 61 to 2964 code for a protein of 967 amino acids. The transcript is spliced from 24 exons. NCBI's taxonomy places the organism in Eukaryota, Metazoa, Chordata, Mammalia, Monotremata, Tachyglossidae. The record is from RefSeq and is a predicted model, not a curated record. Gene Ontology annotation, cellular component: membrane coat; AP-2 adaptor complex. Gene Ontology annotation, molecular function: clathrin-cargo adaptor activity.
CCCCGGGAGGCCUGGAGGAGGCCGGGUGGGCGUCCGUCGGUCCGUCCGUCCAUCGCCAUCAUGCCGGCCGUGUCCAAGGGAGACGGGAUGCGCGGCCUGGCCGUCUUCAUCUCCGACAUCCGCAACUGUAAAAGCAAGGAAGCCGAAAUCAAGAGGAUCAACAAGGAGCUGGCCAACAUCCGCUCCAAGUUCAAAGGGGACAAGGCCCUGGACGGCUACAGCAAAAAGAAGUACGUCUGCAAGUUGCUCUUCAUCUUCCUCCUCGGCCACGACAUCGACUUCGGCCACAUGGAGGCCGUCAACCUGCUCAGCUCCAACAAGUACACGGAGAAGCAGAUCGGCUACCUGUUCAUUUCGGUGCUGGUCAACUCGAACUCGGAGCUGAUCCGCCUGAUCAACAACGCCAUCAAGAACGACCUGGCCAGCCGCAACCCGACGUUCAUGUGCCUGGCCCUGCACUGUAUCGCCAACGUGGGCAGCCGCGAGAUGGGGGAGGCCUUCGCCUCGGAGAUCCCGCGCAUCCUGGUGGCGGGGGACACGAUGGACAGCGUGAAGCAGAGUGCCGCCCUGUGCCUGCUGCGCCUCUAUAAGACGUCGCCCGACCUGGUGCCCAUGGGGGAGUGGACAUCCCGCGUGGUCCAUCUGCUCAACGACCAGCACAUGGGCGUGGUGACCGCCGCCGUCAGCCUCAUCACCUGCCUUUGCAAGAAGAACCCAGACGACUUCAAGACCUGCAUCUCCCUGGCCGUGUCCCGGCUCAGCAGGAUCGUGUCCUCGGCCUCCACGGACCUGCAGGACUACACCUAUUAUUUCGUCCCGGCCCCCUGGCUGUCCGUCAAGCUCCUCCGCCUCCUCCAGUGUUACCCCCCACCAGAGGACGCCGCCGUGAAGGGCCGGCUGGCCGAGUGCCUGGAGUCCGUGCUCAACAAGGCCCAGGAGCCGCCCAAGUCCAAGAAGGUCCAGCAUUCGAACGCCAAGAACGCCACCCUCUUCGAGACCAUCAGCCUCAUCAUCCACUACGACAGCGAGCCCGGCCUCCUGGUGCGGGCCUGCAACCAGCUGGGCCAGUUCCUGCAGCACCGCGAGACCAACCUGCGCUACCUGGCCCUGGAGAGCAUGUGCACGCUGGCCAGCUCCGAGUUCUCCCACGAGGCCGUCAAGACCCACAUCGACACCGUCAUCAACGCCCUCAAGACGGAGCGGGACGUGAGCGUCCGGCAGCGGGCUGCCGACCUCUUGUACGCCAUGUGUGACCGGAGCAACUCGAAGCAGAUCGUGUCAGAGAUGCUGAGAUACCUAGAGACGGCGGACUACGCCAUCCGCGAGGAAAUUGUGCUGAAGGUGGCCAUCCUGGCGGAGAAGUACGCGGUGGACUACAGCUGGUACGUGGACACCAUCCUGAACCUGAUCCGCAUCGCCGGGGACUACGUUAGUGAGGAGGUGUGGUACCGCGUCAUCCAGAUCGUCAUCAACCGCGACGACGUCCAGGGCUACGCCGCCAAGACCGUCUUCGAGGCCCUGCAAGCCCCCGCCUGCCACGAGAACAUGGUCAAAGUCGGCGGCUACAUCCUGGGCGAGUUUGGAAACCUGAUCGCUGGAGACCCCCGCUCCAGCCCCCUGGUCCAGUUUUCCCUGCUCCACUCCAAGUUCCACCUGUGCAGCGUGGCCACCCGGGCCCUGCUCCUGUCCACCUACAUCAAGUUCAUCAACCUGUUCCCCGAGACCAAGGCCACCAUCCAGGCGGUGCUGCGGGCCGGCUCCCAGCUGCGCAACGCCGACGUGGAGCUCCAGCAGCGCGCCGUCGAGUACCUGAAGCUCAGCUCCGUCGCCAGCACCGACGUCCUGGCGACGGUGCUGGAGGAGAUGCCCCCCUUCCCUGAGCGGGAGUCGUCCAUCUUGGCCAAGCUGAAGAGGAAGAAGGGCCCCGGGGCCGUGGGGGCGGUCGACGACGGGCGCAGGGAGCCGGGGAGCGGGUCCGAGCUCAACGGCAGCGUGGAGCACCCCCACAGCGCCGUGUCCACCCCAUCCCCGUCUGCGGACCUCCUGGGGCUGCGGGCCGCCCCCAGCCUUUCGCCCGCCCCGGCCGGCGCCGGCUCCCUCCUGGUGGACGUCUUCUCGGACAGCCCCGCCCCUCCGGCCGCCCUAGAAGACAGCUUUCUCAGGGACUUGGAGCCGCCCGCCCCUGAGAGCCCCGGGGCUGGGGCUGCUGAUUCUGGCCCCGAGGACCCCGGAGUCCCCAUCCCCGAGGCCGACGAACUGCUCAACAAGUUCGUUUGCAAGAACAACGGUGUCCUCUUUGAGAACCAGCUGCUGCAGAUCGGGGUCAAGUCAGAAUUUCGGCAAAACCUGGGCCGCAUGUACCUGUUCUACGGGAACAAGACGUCCGUUCAGUUCCAGAACUUCAGCCCUACGGUCGCCCACCCCGGGGACUCUCAGACUCAGCUGGCCGUGCAGACCAAACAGGUGGCGGGGCAGGUGGACGGGGGCGCCCAGGUCCAGCAGGUACUCAACAUCGAGUGUCUCCGAGACUUCACCACCCCCCCGCUGCUGGCCCUGCGCUUCCGAUACGGGGGCGUUCCGCAGUCCGUGACGCUCAAGCUGCCGGUCACCGUCAACAAGUUCUUCCAGCCGACAGAAAUGGCCGCCCAGGACUUCUUCCAGCGCUGGAAGCAGCUCCGCCUCCCCCAGCAGGAAGCCCAGAAAAUCUUCAGGGCCAACCAGCCGAUGGAUCCCGAAGUGACCAAGGCCAAGCUGUUGGGCUUCGGUUCCGCCCUCCUGGCCAACGUGGAUCCCAACCCGGAGAACUUCGUGGGGGCCGGCAUCAUCCAGACCAAGGCGCUGCAGAUCGGCUGCCUCCUCCGGCUGGAGCCCAACGCCCAGGCCCAGAUGUACCGCCUCACCCUGCGCACCAGCAAGGAGAGCGUCUCCCGGCAUCUGUGCCAACUGCUCUCCGAGCAGUUCUGAGCCCGAGGGCCCCCGCCCCCCCACUUCGGAGCGAGCGGCCGGG